This is a messenger RNA of Colletotrichum karsti, 3069 nucleotides long. RefSeq lists its product as uncharacterized. The record is from RefSeq and is a predicted model, not a curated record. The transcript is spliced from 3 exons. Gene Ontology annotation, molecular function: hydrolase activity, acting on ester bonds. Bases 1 to 3069 code for a protein of 1022 amino acids. Lineage: Eukaryota; Fungi; Ascomycota; Sordariomycetes; Glomerellales; Glomerellaceae.
AUGAAGACUCUAUCCGAUAACGAACUCGAGAGCCUCGCAGGCCAUUAUUUUGCUCCCAAAGGACUGUACCAGCACACCAAAAGCCUGCCAUUUCUGGGGCAGCUCAAGUGCAACACGACGAAACUCACUGCCGGUCAAUGGACUGAACUCAUCAUCGAUUAUACCGUCGGCGCCAGUGGCCUGGCCGAUGGAGCUUGGAUUAAGGGAACAUUCAAGUUUUACUCCGACUGGGCGCUCUUUCAAACGUCAGACCCUAAGCAGGACAACUACGUCUCAGCCGAGUACACACCUGGUCCCCUCCACGAAGGACAAACAGCCGCGACAGUUCAAUCACUAGCUGUCCGCUUCGACCAAAAGGGUCAUGAGAGACCGUUCCAGAAGGCAGUCAUCAUCGACAUCGUGGAUGGAUACAUGAACCCAGGGGAUAAGAUCGUAGUCCGCAUUGGGGACAGACGGUGGGGUUCACGGGGCACACGAGUGCAAACCUUCGUCGAGGACAAAUUCUUGAUGAGGUGGUAUAUCGACCCCGUUGGCACGUCGAGAUUUUCACCGAUUAAGCCAGAUAUCGCAAUUCCCAUUCUGCCUGGACCGAUCGCCAAGGUAAAAACUACAACGCCACGAGUUGUCAGGCCUGGUUUGCUGUUUCCAGUUCAUAUUCAUACCGAGGAUGCAUGGGGUAACGCCACAGCCGAUGUCGACAAUCUCAUAGCCGAAGUGCUCACUACCGAACACAACUCAAGAGAGCCUAUCUGGGAAAAGUCAUUGCCCUUUUCAGACAAGGGUUGGACAGUCGCCAAUACCACCACCACUAUCGAAAAAGUCGGCGACUAUGAAGUCUCGGUAACUGUUCUUGACCGGGAAAGGUCUGUCGUGGUCCAGACAAAAGACUACGUUUCCGUCGAUGCCUCCGUGCCCGUGCCUCGACCGCUUUACGCCGAUCUCCACGUCCACUCCGACGACACAGUGGGCACCAAUUCAACAACUUACAACUUCUCAUAUGCCAAGCAAAUCGCCGGUCUCGAUGUUGUCGGUUACACGGCAAAUGACUUCAACAUUACCAAGCAGCGUUGGGACCAGACGCUCGGAAUAAUCAAGCAAGUCAACAAGCCUGGCGAGUUUGUUGUCUUCCCUGGGACAGAAUGGUGUGGCAAUUCUGCUGCUGGGGGCGAUCACAACGUUGUUUUCCUUGACAACCCAGACAUCACGCAACCUGAGUUUCCUUUCGACAAGAACGGCAACGUAGCACGCAGCUUUGAGUGGAAUGAGGACGGCCCAGCGGAGCUGGUGCCAGGUGCUUGGCCUUUGGACGAAGUUUACGCCACCUACGCCCAUUCACCCGAAAGUCACCUUCUUAUUCCUCAUGUUGGCGGUCGGAGGUGCAAUCUUGCGUGGCACCACCCGCAGCUUGAACGUCUGCUCGAGAUUGGCAGUGCGUGGGGUCUUUUCGAGUGGUUACUUCGCGAUGCCGUUAAGCGGGGCUGGAAGCUCGGCGUCUCGGCCAACUCGGACGAGCACCGGGGCCGUUGCGGAGGUGGCGUCCCGGGAACUGCCGUGUUCGGUACCAAGGGUGGACUCACAGGCGUCCUGGCCGGGAAUCUCGAACGCGGAGAUGUUGCCAAAGCUCUUCGGGCCAGACGAACCUUUGCGACGACUGGAGAACGACUGGUAGGAAUUGUCAGCACAGGCAGCGGCAAUCUCCAAGGAGACGACAUUUCCGUGAAAAGAAGUGAGUCAGUUGACUUGAGGUACAAUUUCUUCGGUCACGAAGGCUUCUCCUCCAUCGAGGCUUGGGAUGCAAGCGGACGGAUCUUCCACCGCGAUCUCCAAGAAGAAGCAUCACAGCAGACAUCACAAAAAUCGCCCCGGAAAAUUCGUGUGAAAUGGGGAGGCGCUCGCGUGUACGAUCGAUACCGCGAGGCAGUAUGGCAGGGCUCAAUUCUCAUAGAAGGCGCCGCGGUCUCACAAAUUCGGCCAUUCGGAGGAGUGUUGGACAAUGCCGAAGAGGAAAUCAAGGUGGUAUCAGAGACGCAAGUUGUCUUUGAGACCCGAACGAGCGGAGACUUCGACGGAGUUGAUAUUUUGCUCACUGAGAUGUCCAAUCUGCCGUCCUCGAUUACCGUGUCUGGACAUCUGGGCGGGUACGUCAAAGUCGGUGACGCCCUCAAGGGCAACCCCCACAAGGCGCAACCUCGGUUCAAUGUAGUUGCGACUGGACAGGACGCGAUUCAAGAGGGCGGGGUACGAGAGGAUAUCCCCGGCGGUGCCGACCUCGGGAGCUCAACAACACAAACAGGGUUCUCUGUCAACGGCACCGCUCCGUCUACCGCAAAUCCAAUUGGCAACCCCGCGCUCCCUGGAGAUACGACGACUGGAGGCCUCAACUGGCUAGGAUUUGAUGUCACAGAGUUCAACAAAACCACCAUCCUAGCAUACAAUCUUGCUGUUGGCGGCGCUACCACGGACAACACGCUCAUUCCUACGUAUACAUCUGGUGUCGACACGUUCGUAGACCAAGUAGAUACUUUCUACAGGGCGUAUGUAAACGGAAUGAGUCCGUGGUCUUGGGACGAUGUUCUCGUCGGAGUUUGGAUUGCCAACAACGAUGUUGGACAAUCCUACGACAGGAAUGAUACCGCGUCUUUGUACCCAAAGGUUUCGACGCGGUACUUUGAGCAGGUUCAGCGCCUGUAUGACGCCGGUGCUCGCAAUUUUGUUAUCCUGACAUGCGCUCCUCAAGAAUCCACGCCUCUGAUGCUGGAAAAGGGUCCUGAAAGCAACGCCAAGGUCGCAGCCGCUGUCAAACUAUACAACACUAUCAUGGAGACAAACUUUGAUGACUUCAAGAAGUCCCAUCCAGAUAUUCGCGCUUGGCUUGUGAGACCCUCAAAGUCUUAUGAGGCUGCACUCGCGGACCCGGAGGCAUAUGGCGCACCCGACACUACGUGUACCAACGAAGACGGCCUCAGCUGCCUGUGGUGGAACAACUACCAUCCCGGGAUUCAGAUCCAUCGUCUUCUAAGCACCGACGUGGCAAGCACAGUGGGAGCGCCGUGGUUUGAGAGCCAGUAA